AUGCAAUUUCUAGCAAGAAAAGGGAAGAAGUUUGCUAAACAUGAACUCAAAUCAUGCAUUGAGGAGUUUGAAGAAAAGUUGAAUAAAUUCGACAUUGAGAGGAAGGAACAAGAACUUUCUACCAGAAAAAUCUCAAAGCCAUCAACAAAAAGUGGAGAACUUGGAGAGCAUCACGGUGACUGGAAAAAGAAGAAGAGGAAAUCGAUGAAUCUGAAAUUACUUAAGAUAAAGCUUUUGGCUAUCAACAAUUCUCAUGCAAAUAUGCAACUAACCACUAAUUCCAGCUUGACAUCUUUUUGAAGAGGUUUUUGGCACACUAAUUUACUACCCAAAACGGAGGGGAUUCCCAUCCAAAGAAAGAGGUUGGAGAGACAAGAAACA
Solanum stenotomum is the source of this 381-nucleotide messenger RNA. Its product is annotated as condensin-1 complex subunit CAP-D2-like. NCBI's taxonomy places the organism in Eukaryota, Viridiplantae, Streptophyta, Magnoliopsida, Solanales, Solanaceae. The record is from RefSeq and is a predicted model, not a curated record. The transcript has 4 exons. The coding region runs from base 1 to 300 and encodes 99 amino acids.